AUGAUGGUUGCUCCCGAGAUGAAUUUUGUUGGCAUUACAAGUUUUGGCAAAGGAUGCGCCUUACAAGGUGAUCCCGGUAUUUAUACACGAUUAGCUUACUAUCAUGACUGGAUCGACUUGAUUGCGGAUGAAACAGAACCACCAACACCAAUGACAUACACAUGUGACAAUACAUUAGUACCUUGUGGUUGUAGUUAUAAUGAUGUUGAACUUACUCCAUCGAGAAUUGUAGGUGGUGAACAGGCGAUACCUAAUAGUUGGUCAAUGAUGGUUUCUCUUCGAGGAGCUUCAUCCGGUCGUCAUUUUUGUGGUGGUUCUAUUCUAUCAGAUUCUUAUAUUCUCACAGCAGCUCAUUGUGUCGAUACUGACUUACCUAGUGAUGUAAUAGUUGCUGCUGGUAUGCAUAAUAAAUCCGAUGAAAAUGCUG
Molecule: messenger RNA, 427 nt
Organism: Rotaria sp. Silwood2
Lineage: Eukaryota; Metazoa; Rotifera; Eurotatoria; Philodinida; Philodinidae
Source: the annotation of a GenBank genome assembly